GAGUUCUGAGAGAGCUGGCGAACAGAAUGAUGGUCUCCAUGAAGAAUGCGAGUGAAUCUGUGCACUGUCACGGAACGGACCAGGAAUGCAUCAUCAAUGACAGCGGCAUAGCAACAGUAACCCACGGUAACAUGAACUGCAGCUUCCAGCCAGAGCAGGACUCUGAGGAGGAGAAUCGGGACGAGACAGACACACACUCCUCCAGCAGUGAUGGUGUGCAGGAACACACACACUCCAUCAUCCUGGACUUCAGUCCCGUCAGCUUCAUCGACACGGUCACCCUAAAAACACUGAAAAACAUUUUUCAAGAUUUUGCAGAGGUUGAUGUCGCUGUUUACAUCGCUGGAUGCCGAGUGUGUGUAGUGCAGCAGUUGGAGCGAGGCGGAUUCUUCUCAGAGUCCAUCUCUAAAAGUCGCCUUUUCCCAUCUAUCCAUGACGCUGUGCUGCACUGCCUGUGUCGGUCUCAGAGAGAUCGGUCUGGAUCUGAAUUUGCACUGGGAAUGCCCAGCGUUACGAGGUUGUGACCAGCAGGUGUCCCUCUGUCCUCGAGCUUGAAUGAGGGGCCGAAUAGAUGCAUCAGGAUGAUAGAAGCCUAAAACUAAUCACAACAAAACAGAAAUACCCAUCAAGGCUCACAGCCAUAUAUCAGACGUUUAUAUCAUAAAACAUAGCUUUCAAUACGAUGGACGUUGACUGU
Molecule: messenger RNA, 697 nt
Organism: Sinocyclocheilus grahami
Lineage: Eukaryota; Metazoa; Chordata; Actinopteri; Cypriniformes; Cyprinidae
Product: solute carrier family 26 member 6-like
Exons: 4
Coding region: 27-524 (165 amino acids)
Biological process (GO): transmembrane transport
Cellular component (GO): membrane
Source: RefSeq, a predicted model, not a curated record